AUGUCAGAACCAGAGACUUUGAUGAGAUUCGCCAGUCCCAAUGAGCGCCGCACAAUCAGUCGCGAAGAGCUUGGGUUCUACAAUGCCCUCAUUGUCGGAGGAGUUUACGAGAUUCCGGGUGAGCAAGUAGAUCUGAAUUCGUCGGAAUCAUUCAUUGCCCCUCUGGAAGCUUGCAUAUUGAAGUACUCUUUCUUGUCCACCAUCGUCAAGAAUAAGCAUACCGAAAAGCCGGCUUAUUAUGAAGUGCCGACCAUCGAUCUCCAUGAUCAUAUCGCCAUCCUUCAACAUGACAGCCUUGAGGGUGAUGACACCUCGACUUUCGAAAGCAUUUUACCCCAGAUCCUCGAUCGUCCAUGGCCUGCUGACAUCCCCCCCUGGAGGAUUGUUAUUCUGCCUCUAGUGUCACGAGAUGGCUCUGCGGUAAAACGCUGCUUAGUUGUUUUCGCUUUCUCCCAUACCAUCGGAGACGGCAUGGUUGGAGUCGCCUUUCACCGUACGUUCCUUGAGGCAUGGCGACAAGGCGUUCGUCGCGAUGGAGAAGAGUCUUUCCUGGUCAGCCUACCUGGCCGAUCUCUUCCAGCACCCUUCGACACGCGCGAGAGACUUACCAUUUCGUGGAACUUCCUCCUUGCACCACUGAUCGCUGUCCAUCUGCCCAAAUCUCUAGCUGCGAUGCUAGGACUGCAUGCCCGUGCUAGCACGGUAGACGCUGGUACUUGGACUGGGUCGCGUAGCUUUUACGAUUCGGCGGUCACCGACCCCAGCAGAGUGAAAAUGCUCGAAAUUGAGGCCCCAUUGGUGCAGAAGAGCCUGCAGAUCUGCAGGAAGCAUGACACCAAACUUACGGGAGCUCUUCACCAGAUGAUCGUCCGGGCGUUAAGCAAGGCAAUUCCUGAUCCCAGCGUCACCAAUUUCGUGUCGGGGACGGCUGUUGAUAUGCGAAGAUCUGUCGGGUUGUCAAGUCUUUCUUGGGGCCUUUAUGUGUCUGGGCAAUAUGAUGUGCACCAGCGGGCACGUAACGUCGAGUCAUCUGCGCUACCAGAUGAGAUGUGGAUAAAUGCUAGCUUGAUAACCAAGAGCCUUGCCGAGUGCUCGACGAGGCUUCAUGAUCAAGCAAUCGGCUUGCUCAGGUAUAUUCCAAGCAUCAGGAAUUGGACCCUGGGAAAAGUUGGGGCAGAGCGAGAUUGUUCGUAUGAAGUCAGCAAUUUGCUUGCCUUUGACGAUGGGAACAGUGAGGCAGAUCAAAAGUGCAGCAUCACGAAGAUGAUUUUCUCACAACCGGCGAAUGUUCCUAGUGGUCCCUUGGUAUUUAAUUUCAUCAGUGUUAAAGGGGGAAGUUUGAUGUGCACGGUGAGCUGGCAGUCUGGAGCUUUGGGUGUGCCUGUAGAGAAAGAGAUGCCAUUCGUUGAUGACAUAUGCUCCUCGAUUCAGGCGGACUUUGAGUCCCUACAGGAGUAG
Molecule: messenger RNA, 1458 nt
Organism: Penicillium pulvis
Lineage: Eukaryota; Fungi; Ascomycota; Eurotiomycetes; Eurotiales; Aspergillaceae
Exons: 2
Coding region: 1-1458 (485 amino acids)
Molecular function (GO): N-acetyltransferase activity
Source: RefSeq, a predicted model, not a curated record